AAAAAUAUCUAGAAGAGUUUUCAUGAGUCAAAAAGCUUAAGGAUUUGAUCAUAUUUUCCAAGUCAAGAAACCGUAAUUGUCUCAUCAUGCUUUGCCAUUCUUCCUACAUGCUUGUGAAAAGGCAACUCAAAUAAUCAAACAACUUUACGAAUACGACACGUUGUUUUGUGAACGCAUUAACAAAGAAAGAAGAGGUUGAAAUUGACCAUUCUCCUUCUCUGAUAUUUUCCAUGAAAGAGCCAUCCCAAUCUCACCCCAAAGCUUUCCAAUUUGCCAUUUUCUAUUUGUUAGCUUCCUUUUGAAGAAGAUCCCAUUUGCUUCUACACCGAUGUCGAAAGGCGUUGUUAAGACAACCGCAGCCACGAAUUGAAUGAUCUUUUUGUUUCUGUUUUGAAGUUUCACCUUCCAUAUUAAUGAGAGAUCUAAUUUGUUCUCCAUCACAACGUGGUUGUGACAAUUAAACUAUUGACCAAAAAGGUUGUUUCUUUCUUAUCAAUGUACCAUACAGAUCAAACUUCAGAAUUAUGCAGUCUCCUUGUAUUAGAGAGGCUUCACAGGCCUGCCUUCGAGGCUGCUGUCGAACCCCAUUUCUCGGACUUACCGAUUCUUCACAGACUGCAAUAGACAGAUCUUCUGCAGCUUCGACUCCUGCAUACAACUUUCAUGGCAUAACGGAAACAUCUCUCCAUCCAAAUGCUCGAUUCUCCGAUCAUGAAUCCAUCCCUUCUCUAAAGGAUGCUUUUACUUACUUCAUUAGAGCAUACCCUCUCUACCUUGACACACAACAGAUCGAUCGAAUUCGAGCUGAUGAAUAUAAUCAUCUUGCUCUCUCCAAACACGUUUGUCUCGAUUACAAUGGUCAGUGUCUCUUUUCUUUUGCUCAACAGCAGAGUUCUCCAAUGACUCCAGCUGCUUCUUCCUCUUCUCCAUCAGGCUCCCCUCCUCUAAUUCUGCAUUCCCCAGGAUCACCAUUCUUCAACAUUUCCCAUAAAGCAGUCAAACCAAAUUCCCAGGUAAAGAAUGGUGGUCAAGAAUCAGAAUUUGAGUCUAGAAUCAGAAGUAGAAUUAUGAAGUUUAUGAACUUAUCAGAAGAUGAUUAUGCUAUGGUGUUCACAGCCAAUCAAUCAUCAGCCUUCAAACUAUUAGCAGACACUUACCCUUUUCAGCAAAACAGAAAUUUGAUCACAGUUUAUGAUCACAAGAGUGAGGCAGUUGAUUUGAUGGUUGAAAGCUCCAGGAAGAAAGGAGCAAGAAUAUAUUCCGCAGAGUUCUUAUGGCCAAACCUAAACAUUUCAACCGGAAAAUUAAGAAGAUUAAUAGUUAGUAAACGGAAGAGGAAGAAGAAGAUGAAAAUGACAAUGAAGAAAAGGGGGUUAUUUGUAUUUCCACUUCAGUCAAGAUUAACAGGAACCCCAUAUUCAUAUCAAUGGCUGAACAUAGCUCGAGAUAACGAAUGGGAUGUCUGCCUAGAUACAUGUGCACUAGGGCCAAAAGACAUGGAAACUUUAGGCCUCUCUCUUUUCAAGCCUGAAUUUCUAAUUUCUUCUUUCUACAAAGUUUUUGGCGAAAACCCAUCAGGGUUUGGCUGUUUGUUCAUCAAGAAAUCCAAUGUGUCAUUCAUGGAGAGUUUACUCACCUCCCCUGCAAACAUUGGCGUUAUAAGCCUUAUCUCAACAUCACCAUCAUUUCCAUUUCCAGAAGAACCUGAAACUACAGAAAUCGAAACUCAACAAAUUUCAAAACCCACCCUAGAAAUUCAAAGUCUAGCUAGACCAGAGUCAGGAAAUUCACCUGAAAUCACUGAAGCCACAGAAAUCGAAGAGGAAGUACUCUCAAUCACAGGAAUCGUCGAAUCGACAACACCUUUCGUAUCCACUCGAUCAACCAACACAGAAAUGAACUCAUACUUGGAUUGCAGAGGCUUAGAUCACGCAGAUUCAAUAGGUCUAAGAUUAAUAAGCAUUCGAGGAAGAUACCUGAUCAAUUGGCUAACAAAUGCAUUGAUGAACCUACAACACCCAAAUCCAGAAGGAGGGAUUGCUAAAGCUCUAGUGAGAAUCUACGGCCCGAAAAUCGAAAUCAAUCGAGGACCCGCCGUGGCAUUCAACAUAUUCGACUGGAAAGGGGAAAAAGUAGACCCAGCAAUGGUUCAGAAGCUUGCUGAUCGGAGCAAUAUUUCGUUGAGCAAUGGAAUUGUGAAGGAGGUAAGUUUCUUGGAUAAGAAUGAAGAGGAAAAUGAGAUGAGGAAGGAGAGAGCAAUGGAAGAAGGAGAAAUAAUUGAUAGAAAUGAGAAACGGCAUUGUCGGAUAAGGGUGGUGAGCGCAGGGAUUGGAUUUUUGACAAAUUUUGAAGAUGUUUAUAGGUUUUGGGCGUUUGUUUCAAGGUUUUUGGAUGCAGAUUUUGUGGAGAAAGAGAGAUGGAGAUAUAUGGCUCUUAAUCAAAAGACCAUUGAAGUUUGAAAAUCUAAAUCUCCUUCUCCUUUUCUUUUUUUUCUUUUUUCUAAUAAUUUCUCAAUUUCUUUUUUAAACUAUAAUUUCACAAAUCUUAUUCAUGCUUUUAUUA
Messenger RNA from Cucumis melo (muskmelon), 2562 nucleotides. RefSeq lists its product as uncharacterized. The coding region runs from base 525 to 2459 and encodes 644 amino acids. The transcript has a single exon. Lineage: Eukaryota; Viridiplantae; Streptophyta; Magnoliopsida; Cucurbitales; Cucurbitaceae. The record is from RefSeq and is a predicted model, not a curated record.